GGCAACAACCUCACCAACAACGUCCAUACCGCUGCUUUUGUUGGGGUAGGAAAGAAUUUGAUCUCGUUGAACAUGGCCUGGUGCAACAUGACCAAGCUACCAGCCAAACUAUUCAGAAACAUGCACCUUUUGAGAAAUUUAACUUUAGCUGAAAACAGACUGAAACAACUUCAUUCUUUAGUAUUCAAAGAUCUAACAAGCUUAGAACGAUUAUCCUUAGCUGGAAAUUUAAUAACAGAAAUUCCAAUUGCUCUUUUUGAGCAAGUGAAACUGAUUCGCCACUUAGAUUUGAGUUAUUGCAAAUUGAAUAAACUGGCUUGGAAUGUAUUUAAUGGGUUAAGGAGAUUAGAAACAUUGGAUCUUCGAGGUAACCAGUUGCGUAUCAUAGAGCCUAUGACAUUUGCUGAACUAUCCUCACUGAAUCGUUUAUCAAUGGGUCAAAACCCACUAAGAAGAUUGACAUCAAAAAGUUUCAAAGGACUACAUUCCUUGAAAUCACUGAACUUGGCCGAGAGCCAAUUGAAGAAAAUUGAUAGAGAUACGUUUCGAGACUUGAAACAACUCGAUGAGUUGAUAUUGAGUGACAACAAAUUGAAAUUACUGCAAGUAGGAACUCUACUUCUCUCCAAACUGCAACACCUGGCCCUGGAUGGAAACAAACUAACCACUCUACCUCACGAAAUAAGUUAUCUACCCUAUCUAAGACACCUCGAUGUCAAAAACCCAUUUCAUUGCUCCUGCUCCAUGUUUUGGCUGAAGGAGACGAAAGAAAGGCUGAUGCGCAGAUGGACCGACCGGAAGAAGAACUUUCCAUUCAUUCCUGGCAAGUGCUCCACGCCGAUAAACGUGAAAGGAAUGUCUGUGACGAAUUUCUUGGAUCAGCACUGCGGACAUGUUCUCGAUGAAAUUGAGGAUGAAGAGAAUAGAGCAAAAUUCUGGAGCAUGUUAGAGCCAUGCAGAGGACUUUUGUGA
Messenger RNA from Helobdella robusta, 972 nucleotides. RefSeq lists its product as hypothetical. NCBI's taxonomy places the organism in Eukaryota, Metazoa, Annelida, Clitellata, Rhynchobdellida, Glossiphoniidae. Gene Ontology annotation, molecular function: protein binding. The record is from RefSeq and is a predicted model, not a curated record. The annotation marks the transcript as partial. The transcript is spliced from 2 exons.